GAUUUUAAAAAAACUUUACGGAAAAAGCAAACCAUGCAAUAAUCUGAGACGGCGCUCAGAAUAAUAGUCGCAUAGCCGCCAUGUUGGAGUCAACUAUAACCAUAAAUAGAAAGUCUCCCGAUCUUCAUCAGAAUGCCAGGAAUCCCGGGUCCACAAUAAAUGCUUGAUUUGUUCGAUAAUGUCUAUUAUUUAUGUGCAAUUAGCUACUUUUGUUAGCGCGUUUGGUACCCCUAUCCAAACGCUGGAGCUGGUUGACAGUUUCUUCGGACAAAAACUUAAAAAAAAAAGUUAUAUUACAGAUCGAAGAAACAUUUCAAACUAAGUACAGAAUCAAUCAUCAGGAUGUUUUUAAUAAAGUUCCAACCGGAGAAUUCCUUUGUGUCUAGAGGAGGAACGGAACGCAGGAAGAGAUCAUGUGCUUUGCGCGUGAGCUGGAACUGGCUCUCUGCCAGUAGUCUGAUGCAUUCUGUUCUUAUUCAGCCCCACAACACAGCAGAAGCCUCAUUCAAAUUUCUAAAGACGGUUGACAUCUUCAUUCAUAUCUAACAGGGAUUUCAAAAGGGAAUGGUUUGAAAAUAUACCAGCCUCAGAUUUCUCACUUCCUGUUUGGGAUUCCUUCUCGGGUUUUUGCCUGCCAUAUGAGUUCUAUUAUACUCACAGACAUCAUUCAAACAGUUUUAGAAACUUCAGAGUGUUUUCUAUCCAAUACUAAUAUUAAUAUGUAUAUAUUAGCAACUGGGACUGAGGAGCCAUUUACUUUACUCCGUGCACCUUUCAUCAGCUACUCAAUAGUGCCCCUGCAGCCAAGUCCAACACCAAAUUAAAGAUACACAUCUUGUUAAUCGACCCAUCGUGUCCGAUUUCAAAAAUGCUUUACAGCUAAAGCACAACAUAUGAUUACGUUAGAUCACCGCCAAGUCAAAAAAACACAGCCAUUUUUCCAGCCAAAGAUAGGAGUCACAAAAAAGCAGAAAUAUAGACAAAAAAGAAUCACUAACCUUUGAUGAUCUUCAUCAGAUGACACUCAUAGGACACCAUGUUACACGAUAUAUGAAUGUUUUGUUCGAUAAUGUGCACAUUUAUAUGCAAAACUCUCAGUUUACAUUGGCGCCUUACGUGCAGUAGUUUUUUAUAAUAAACAUUGAUAAAAGGUACAAGUGUUAUUCACAGAGUUAAAGAUAGACUUCUCCUUAAUGCAACCGCUGUGUCAGAUUUUCUUUUUUUUUAAUUUACGGAAAAAUCAUAAUCUGAGAACGGCGCUCAGAACCCAAAACAGCCAGAGGAAUAUCCGCCAUUUUGGAGUCAACAAAGUUAGAAAUAACACCAUAAAUAUUCACUUACAUUUGAUGAUCUUCAUCAGAAGGCACUCCUAGGAAUCCCAGUUCGACAAUACAUUACUGAUUUGUUGUAUGUCAAAAUAGCCACUUGUUAGCGUGUUCAGCCCAGUAAUCCAUCUUCAUGAGGCGCUUCGUCCAGACAAAAACUCGAUAAGUUCCGUUACAGUCCUUUAGAAACAUGUCAAACGAUUUAUGGAAUCAAUCUUUAGUAUGUUUUUAACAUGAAACAUCAAUAAUGCUCCAACCGGAGAAUUCCUUUGUCUUCAGAAAGCACUGGAAUGAGAGGUAACUCUGUCGGGAGCGCCCGUCAUGAGACCGGGGCACUCUGCCAGACCAUUGACUCAAAGAGGUCUUAUGAGCUUUCGUUUUCUAAAGACGGUUGACAUCUAGUGGAAGCCGUAGGAAGUGCAACUUAAUCCAUAACAUAUCUCAAUGUGUAUUCAGUAGGCCAAGCUUUUGAAAAACUACAAACCUCAGAUGUCCCACUUCCUGGUUGGAUUUUUCUCAGGUUUUCGCCUGCCAUAUGAGUUCUGUUAUACUCACAGACAUCAUUCAAAUAUUUUUAGAAACCUCAGAGUGUUUUCUAUCCAAUACUAAUAAUAAUAUGCAUAUUUUAGCAUCUGGGCAUCUGGGACAGAGUAGGAGGCAGUUUACUCUGGGCACGCUAUUCAUCCAAAAGUGAAAAUGCUGCCCCCUAUCACAAACAGAAGAAGGCUAGAAGGCUGCUAGCUGUACGUAGUACCACAAACGAUGGACAGUGGACACAGCUCAGAAGGAGACGAGACCAUAAAGAGACUGGAUUCGUAAAAUAACUUGUAAACUGGAUUCGUAAACUGGAUUCGUAAAAUAACUCGUAGACUGGAUUCUUCCAAUAAAAGGGAAUUGGGAACGACGCCCCAAAAGCCGAAUACAUCCACGGUGGUAUCCAGAUAGAUGUAGUAGAUGGUACGAUACACGUCAAAUACCUUCCAGAGGUGAAGAUAGGAAAAUGAACCGAGCGUUUUGUCACGUACGCCGUUGAUGGGUGCAGUGAAAAUGUGUUGUUUUACGGGGUCAACCGUAGAUGGUACGAUACACGUCAAAUACCUUCCUUCUUUCUUUCUAUACCGUGAUAUAGUUAAGCCAUAUCGCCCUACUUUGAUACUCAUCAAAGUCACCAAAGGAUGCAAUCUGCAGUCCAAGUGGAUUCCAGACCGUGGUCAGCGCAUCAGGAUGCAGUCUACAGUCCAAGUGGAUUCCAGACCGUGGUCAGCGCAUCGGGAUGCAAUCUACAGUCCAAGUGGAUUCCAGACCGUGGUCAGCGCAUCGGGAUGCAAUCUGCAGUCCAAGUGGAUUCCAGACCGUGGUCAGCGCAUCGGGAUGCAAUCUGCAGUCCCAAGUGGAUUCCAGACCGUGGUCAGCGGAUCGGGAUGCAAUCUACAGUCCAAGUGGAUUCCAGACUGUGGUCAGCGCAUCGGGAUGCAAUCUACAGUCCAAGUGGAUUCCAGACCGUGGUCAGCGCAUCGGGAUGCAAUCUACAGUCCAAGUGGAUUCCAGACCGUGGUCAGCGCAUUGGGACACCAUCUACAGUCCAAGUGGAUUCCAGACCGUGGUCAGCGCAUUGGGACACCAUCUACAGUCCAAGUGGAUUCCAGACCGUGGUCAGCGCAUCGGGAUGCAAUCUACAGUCCAAGUGGAUUCCAGACCGUGGUCAGCGCAUCGGGAUGCAAUCUGCAGUCCAAGUGGAUUCCAGACCGUGGUCAGCGCAUCGGGAUGCAAUCUACAGUCCAAGUGGAUUCCAGACCGUGGUCAGCGCAUCAGGAUGCAGUCUACAGUCCAAGUGGAUUCCAGACCGUGGUCAGCGCAUCGGGAUGCAAUCUACAGUCCAAGUGGAUUCCAGACCGUGGUCAGCGCAUCGGGAUGCAAUCUGCAGUCCAAGUGGAUUCCAGACCGUGGUCAGCGCAUCGGGAUGCAAUCUGCAGUCCCAAGUGGAUUCCAGACCGUGGUCAGCGGAUCGGGAUGCAAUCUACAGUCCAAGUGGAUUCCAGACUGUGGUCAGCGCAUCGGGAUACAAUCUACAGUCCAAGUGGAUUCCAGACCGUGGUCAGCGCAUCGGGAUGCAAUCUACAGUCCAAGUGGAUUCCAGACCGUGGUCAGCGCAUUGGGACACCAUCUACAGUCCAAGUGGAUUCCAGACCGUGGUCAGCGCAUUGGGACACCAUCUACAGUCCAAGUGGAUUCCAGACCGUGGUCAGCGCAUCGGGAUGCAAUCUACAGUCCAAGUGGAUUCCAGACCGUGGUCAGCGCAUCGGGAUGCAAUCUGCAGUCCAAGUGGAUUCCAGACCGUGGUCAGCGCAUCAGGAUGCAAUCUACAGUCCAAGUGGAUUCCAGACCGUGGUCAGCGCAUCAGGAUGCAAUCUACAGUCCAAGUGGAUUCCAGACCGUGGUCGGCCAUCGGCCCGGACGCCAGUUAAACGCUGGAUUGGAAUAUGCGCUAAACAGCUUUAUUGCACAAAGACACGUAGAAGAAUUAGAAAGCUUGUUCAGGGACAGAACGACAGAUUUGUACCUUGUCAGCUCAGGGAUUCGAACUUGCAACCUUUUGGUUACUAGCCCAAAGUUCUAACCACUAGGCUACCCUGCCGCCCCAUUAUAGUCCACCUGUGGUAAAUUGAUUGGACAUGAUUUGGACAGGCACACACCAGUCUAUAUAAGGUCCCACAGUUGACAGUGCAUGUCAGAGCAAAAACCAAGCAAAAACAUUUCUGCAGCAUUGAAGGUCCACAAAAUUCUUAAAUGGAAGGUUGGAACCACCAAGACUCUUCCUUGAGCUGGUCGCCCGGUCAAACUGAGCAAUCGGGAGGUGACCAAGAACCUGAUGGUCACUCUGACAGAGCUCUAGAGUUCCUCUGUGGAGAUGGGAGAACCUUCCAGAAGGACAACCAUCUCUGCCCCACUCCACCAAUCAGGCCUUUAUGGUAGAGUGGCCAGACGGAAUCCACUCGAUGAAAGGCACAUGGCAGCCUGCUUGGAGAUUGCCAAAAGGCACCUAAAAACUCUCAGACCAUGAGAAACAAGAUUCUCUGGUCUGAUGAAACCAAUAUUCAACUCUUUGUCCUUAAUGCCAAGAGUAACGUCUGGAGGAAACCUGGCACCAUCCCUACAGUGAAACAUGGUGGUGGCAGCAUCAUGCUGUGGGGAUGUUUUUAAGUGGCAGGGACUGUGAGACUAGUCAGGAUCGAGGCAAAGAUGAACGGAGCAAAGUACCGAGAGAUCCUUGAUGAAAACCUGCUCCAGAGCGCUCAGGACCUCACAGUGGGGCGAAGUUUCACCUUCCAAAAGGAUAAAGACUCUAAGCACACAGCCAGACAAGACAGGGGUGGCUUCGGGACAAGUCUCUGAAUGUCCUUGAGUGGACCAGCCAGAGCCCCGACUUGAACCUGAUCAAACAUCUCUGGAGAGACCUGAAAAUGGCUGUGCAGCGACGCUCCCCAUCCAACCAGACAGAGUUUGAGAGGAUCUGCAGAGAAGAAAUGGAGAAACUCCCCAAAAUACAGGUGUGCCAAGCUUGUAGCUUCAUACCCAAGAAGACUCUAGGAUUGUAAUCGCUGCCAAAGAUCUAUUUUGAGAUGGAAUCGUCGUCGGUGGCGAUGACCGUGUGUCUUCAUUUCCAGAAGUCCCCCAGUGUAGUUCAGAACAAC
This is a messenger RNA of Oncorhynchus nerka (sockeye salmon), 5017 nucleotides long. RefSeq lists its product as uncharacterized. The coding region runs from base 2501 to 3790 and encodes 429 amino acids. The record is from RefSeq and is a predicted model, not a curated record. Lineage: Eukaryota; Metazoa; Chordata; Actinopteri; Salmoniformes; Salmonidae. The transcript has 2 exons.